AUGGCCUCCGCCGGUCUUUCUGCGUUUGAUGACGCGAAGGGUAACGCUGAUGACACAAAAACAAAGAACGCGAAACGCGCUCUUCAGAAAUACUUGGGUAUUGACGAUGAUACAAGCAAUGGGGACGUGGAGGAAGUCAAAUCAAUUCUCCUGGACGUUCAAUCAUUCAUGGCCAAGAAAAAACUUCUUACAGAUGGCACGCCAUGGUUGUUUUGUGACAGCUCCUGGCUGGAACAGAAAUCUAGGACAGAUAAAAUUGAAGAGUGUGGUGAAGAGGUGGAAAUUCAAGACUCUGAAGAAUACGGAUCGCAAUUAAAAGCGGACAAAAGUUCGGUGCCAUACUACUCUUCAGACCUUGAUCAGUAUAUCAUAGAUCAAGUCUACGGAGAAGGAGGUUUAUGCGGGUCUUCGGGCGAACUGGGUGUGACCCAAGGUCUCACGGACCCAAGUACCGUCACAUUAUGCCCGAGGGCCUUCACAAGAACCGGCGUGGAGACAAAUUUCGGUGUCGAUGCUCAAGGCAAAAAGCUUAGCAACGUGCUCUCGAAAAGUGCGACCUUGUUCCAUGAGUUAUUCCAUCUGGUCAUUGGCAACGACGACACUAUAGAUGCGACCUAUAGUCUUGGGACUCUUUUUAAGCAUGUUGGAAAGCCAUACACAAUACCUCCUAAAUCUGAAUGGGACGGUCAACGAAAUGCUUUGAAAAACUAUGAUCGCAAGACCAAUAUUAUGUUGGUUCGCACGAAUCCUGAGACUUGGGUGUUCUUCUGCACUGAUUACUGGUAUACUCUCAACAAGAACUUAUAUUGGGAUACCAUGGGAGUAUCCAAUACAGCUUAG
Messenger RNA from Penicillium waksmanii, 840 nucleotides. RefSeq lists its product as uncharacterized. Gene Ontology annotation, molecular function: metallopeptidase activity. The transcript has 3 exons. The record is from RefSeq and is a predicted model, not a curated record. Lineage: Eukaryota; Fungi; Ascomycota; Eurotiomycetes; Eurotiales; Aspergillaceae. The coding region runs from base 1 to 840 and encodes 279 amino acids.